Cyclopterus lumpus (lumpfish) is the source of this 672-nucleotide messenger RNA. Its product is annotated as protein FAM107B. Bases 71 to 628 code for a protein of 185 amino acids. Gene Ontology annotation, biological process: actin filament bundle assembly; actin filament polymerization; regulation of actin cytoskeleton organization. The record is from RefSeq and is a predicted model, not a curated record. NCBI's taxonomy places the organism in Eukaryota, Metazoa, Chordata, Actinopteri, Perciformes, Cyclopteridae. The transcript has 5 exons. Gene Ontology annotation, cellular component: neuron projection; stress fiber; synapse.
GAGAGGAAAGAAGGCAGAAAAAAAAGGAAAUCUGUGUGGACUGUGAACCUGCUGCAGGGCACUGGGAAGAAUGGGAGCUGUGUAUGGAAAGAAGAAGGCGUACACCAUCGACCACGAGCAGCAGUGUAUGAAGAAUGGAAAGCACCCAAACGGCCGAGCCUCGGCAUAUGCAGACCUGCAGCAGCACCGGUCCGAGGGGGUCCACAGGAAACCGUCCCCGGCGUCCAGCUACGUCCCCCAGCCCGACUACCUGGAGGGAGACGAGGACGAGGACCUCAUCAAACCCAAGAAACUGGUGAAUCCCGUCAAAGCUUCAAAGAGUCACCAGGAGCUUCACCGAGAGCUGAUGAGCAGCUGCAAACGCAGCGGGACGAGUGUGGAGACGAAGCCGGAGCUGCAGAGAGUUCUGGAGUCGAGGAAACGAGAUCAGCUGAUGAAGAAGAGGAAACAGGAAGAAGAAGAACGCAGGAAGGUCUCCCCUCUGGAGGCGGAGCUUCUGAAGAGACACCAGAAGCUGGACGAGUUGGACAAACAGCAGGAGGGAAACAUCAAAGCUCCGGAGUUCGUCAAAGUGAAAGAAAAUCUGAGACGGACGUCGUUUCACAGUAAAGAAGAAAAGGAGGUGUAGAGACAACUGCUGUCCCCUAGGACACUAAGAAGGAGACUGUCCAC